AUGGGUCACGAGUGCCAGGCCGAAGCCUGCGCGAUCCAGGACUGCCUCACCCGCAACAACUACAACGACGCCAAGUGCCAGGACCGUGUUCGUGCCCUGUACGCAUGCUGCGACGCAAUGUACAAGCGCGGCGCUGCCCAGGGCAAGUCUGAAGCCGAGACCAAGAGCGACUCGUGUCCUCUUCUCUCUGUCGUCAAGCGCAAGAUGAAGCAGUUUGAACAGUAG
Messenger RNA from Apiotrichum porosum, 225 nucleotides. RefSeq lists its product as uncharacterized. The record is from RefSeq and is a predicted model, not a curated record. Bases 1 to 225 code for a protein of 74 amino acids. The transcript is spliced from 2 exons. NCBI's taxonomy places the organism in Eukaryota, Fungi, Basidiomycota, Tremellomycetes, Trichosporonales, Trichosporonaceae. Gene Ontology annotation, cellular component: mitochondrial intermembrane space.